Lacerta agilis (Sand lizard) is the source of this 621-nucleotide messenger RNA. RefSeq names its product NADH:ubiquinone oxidoreductase subunit A11 (gene NDUFA11). The record is from RefSeq and is a predicted model, not a curated record. Gene Ontology annotation, biological process: mitochondrial respiratory chain complex I assembly. Lineage: Eukaryota; Metazoa; Chordata; Lepidosauria; Squamata; Lacertidae. The coding region runs from base 30 to 440 and encodes 136 amino acids. The transcript has 4 exons.
GGAGUCUCGCGAGUUUGGCAGCCGCCAAGAUGGCAGACUACUGGGACAUCCCGGAGGGCAGCGACUGCGCCCGAAAGACCUGGCUCACGACGCGCCUCGGGGCCAUUAUCGGUCUGGUGGGAUCUGCUUACCGCGUGACCCUCUUCCCGUCCGAGACGGCCCUGGGCGCUUUUCAGAGGGCGACCACCGGAACUGUCCUCAUGGCCACCUUGGGGGCCGUUUUCGGGGUCACCACUUGCCUCAGCGCCCAGCUCCGAGACAACCCGGAGGACCCCACAAACUACUUUAUCGGAGGCUGCGCCUCGGGCGCCAUCUGGGGAGCCAGAGCCCACAGCUUUGCCACCGGCACGGCCGCCUGCGUGGGCCUGGGCACGGCCGCCUUCCUGGCCAAAGUCGGCAAGAAGGAAGGCUGGCGCUGGCUGGGGCCUCCCGAACUCUGAACCCGGAGCUGUCCUCUCCGUCCUCCGUCCUCGGCGCACGAUCGCCACCCACCACGUCCCGGGGCAUGGACCGCGGGGCAGACAAGGACUUUAGCCGGAAAUCCCGGCACUGCGAGCCGGCCGGCCCAAGAGAAUCUUGUCCUGCAAAUAAAAGCGUUGACCGUUAGCGGUUCCUGCAAAA